GUUCUAAGUUACUAGCUGUUUGGCACAUGACCUUUCACCCAAACGUCAUGACGUUCGGUAAAACGUCACGAAGAGGAAAGAAUACCAACAUAGAAGAAAAUAAAAUUACAGAAAAGGAAACGGUAGUAGAAUCCACCUAGGGAAUCGGCGAACUGUCAGUUUAGGGUUUAGUAAGAGUCCACGGUACAACAGCGAUUUUCUUUUUUUCUCUUCAUGGUGAGCUUGAAGUUGGCACUAUAAGAGACACCGGUAGGAUUGAAUUUCUAUGAAAGGCUUGAUUACAGCCAUGGAGGAGCAACAUUUACACUGCAUUAACUGUGUCAGCAGACGAUGUAUGACAAGACCAGAGACAGGUGUUUGCUGCGAUUUGAUUGGCUGCCCAUUGGUCUGUGGUGCAGUGUUUCAUUCAUGCAAAGCUGCUGAACAUCGUCUCUUGUGCCCACUGGAAAGGGUACCAUGUUUAAAUAGUGGUUUUGGUUGCCCUUUUACUGUAGCGAGGAAUAAAAUUACAGACCAUUUGGAAGUAUGUCCAGCAAGUGUAGUGUGCUGUACUAUGGAAUGGAAUAGGUGGCCUGUAAGCUUCACAGAUCGAAAAUCGUAUGAAAAUUUAAGUAAAGACAUUGAUCAGAUAGAACAGUUAGAUAUGGCUUUAGCUCUACAAGAUCAGCGCAUGUUGUUAGAAUCUUUAAAAGUGGCAACUAUGGUGUCUAAGACAUCUGAGAAGCAGUCUAAUUGUAGGGAGCAGGUGUGUGUUGGUGCCAGUAUGCAAGACAAAAAAUGUGCAAAUGGAUUUAUAUCUGUUGAUGAAAAUUCCUACAGUGAACUUUAUCAAGCUACUGUUGAAACCACAAAGAGCUUAGCUGCUGCUCUUGAUAUUCUGAAUAAUGCUACAAGAGAUGUUGAUGUGGCUAAUGGAGGAGUAUCUGAAGAGGAUUUUGAGGUGCUUGGAAGCAGCCAAUUUAAGCAAACUGUUUCUGAUAUUUUAUUGAAUGUGGAUGAGUGUGUAGACGAUUGUAAGAUGUGUGUAGACGAUUGUAAGAUGGGAGCAGUCAGUGGAGUAGACUUUGAUACUGUGCAGAAACACAAGACUGUCUGUUUACGCCCACAGCAAAAUGGUUUUAGUGACUUUAAUGGGAAAUGGAUUGAAGAAAGUGACCGGACUGAAGAAAGUGAUAUGAAUGGAAGCAGUGAGAUGUGCUCAAAGACGCUUUGUAAUGGUUUCCAUGUAGUUAACACCGAUCAAGAAGAACUUGAUGAGGAUGACAUGGAUUUAGAUGUUUGCAGUUCAAAGUAUUCUGAGUUAAUGGCAGUGUCCAGUAAUAAUCAUGUUGAGGACCUUGAGCCAGUAAAGCCUUGCUCUUUGCCUGUUGUAUCUCGGCAGCCAUCUGUCAGAGAUGCAGCAGUUCCAGAUAUGUUGUCUAAUGGCUUACAGUUUCAUUUGCCGUUGCCUGUGAAAAUUGCCGGUGAUAGAAGCUUGGAGAGGGAAGUAGAUGAGCAGCAGAGGAUAAGAGCGAGUGUUUUUGCUGUAAAUGCGCGACGUCCAUUUCUUGGUGACCCACAGUGGUUUCAAGAGAAAAUGGAAGAUAAAGCAAUAGAUACAUCAGAUUUAGAAAUAACAGAAGAUCCCAUGGGCCUCCAAGGAAUUGAUCUUAUCACAGCUGCCUUAUUGUUUUGCUUAGGAGACUCUCCAGGUGGAAGAGGAAUUUCAGAUAGCCGGAAUGUUGAUGGAUAUCACAUUGAUUUUGGAACACAGACAUUUUCUUUUCCUUCCGCUAUAUUGGCUACAAACACAAUGGUGGGAGAAAUUGCUUCAGCUUCUGCUUGUGAUCAUGCUAACCCUCAACUGUCUAAUCCAAGCCCUUUCCAGACACUUGGACUAGACCUAGUGUUGGAAUGUGUAGCAAGGUACCAAACUAAGCAACGUUCAAUGUUUACAUUUGUCUGUGGACAGUUAUUCAGAAGAGAUGAGUUUUCUUCACACUUUAAGAAUGUGCAUGGUGACAUUCAUGCAGGCCUUAAUGGAUGGAUGGAACAAAGGUGUCCAUUAGCUUAUUAUGGUUGCACGUAUUCGCAGCGAAGAUUCUGCCCUUCAGUGCAGGGUUCAAAAAUUAUCCAUGAUAGGCAUUUAAGGUCAUUUGGAGUGCAGCCUAAUGUGCCUCUGACAAAAGUAGCUGAACCUGAAAAAAGUACUGUAUUAACUGAUCAUCUCAGCAGUCUGCCUUUUGAAAUACUACAGCAUAUUGCUGGAUUUCUUGACGGUUUCAGUUUAUGUCAACUUUCUCUAGUAUCUCGACUUAUGAGAGAUGCAUGUGCCAGCUUGCUUCAGGUUCGAGGAAUGGUCACACUCCUCUGGGAAAAGAGACAGUAUCCCAAUGGUACAUCAUCUUGGCAAAUGAAAGACAAGGUAUGGCGAUUUAGUACUGCAUUUGGUACCGUUAACGAGUGGAAGUUUGCUGAGAUCACGAAUAUGGCUGACCACUUAAAAAAAUGCAAAUUUAAUACUGUGGAAAAAAGAGAAGAAGCAAUUCCACUACCUUGCAUGUGUGUGACACGAGAACUUACAAGGGAGGGACGAUCAUUACGCUCAGUUUUGAAGCCUGUCCUCUGAAAAGAUUGUAGAAAUCCUACCUGCUGCUCAAGCAGAUCUGAAUGUUCAAGCACUCACAUUUGUAACCUCUGUGGACUUCAUGACACUUUAAUUUACUAAAGAUGAAGCUUGUUAAAUCUACUUGCACCAUGUAUAUAACGUUUUGAUGUGAAAUUUAUUUUUGAUAAACUCUGAACUGUUGGGAGGUUACAGACAGCGCCUUAAUGUUUGCAGAAUUACUGAUCAUUUUGAACAUUGAUUGUUUUCACGUUUGUGUUUCUGUCUUCCUUGUUACCGAUACCUGAUUUUCUUAACUAUACAUUUUGUUUUGGUGCAUGGUUUGCUAAGACCUAUUUACCGCAUUUUUUUCUUCACCAACAACUUAAUAAGUUGGCAUUUUUUUCCAUGUGUUGUGUAAAUGUAUUGGCAGAUGCCUUAUUUUACAUUUUGACCAAACUUGUAAGUCAUUCUGCAAGUGUUGUCUUGUUUACACUGUACAGUUGAAAUUAAGCAAGCACAUACAUAGGACUUCAAUAUAUUUUAACUACAAUAACCAUUCACGUUUAUGGUUAAAAUAAUUUUAAAACUGUUGAGUUAUACACAGGUUUUUGGAGUCUUCAUAAACAUUUAAUCACAUUAUUGAAACACAGCUAGCUAUAGAAUUGUAGUCAUCAUUUGGAAUGUGCAUAUUAAGUUGCUUCUGUAAGCCAUAUGACAAAAAUAGUGAAUUUUACUGGAUCCAAGCAAAGGUAUUCUGGUUUAGCACUUUAUUUUUUAAUGUAGUUUUGCAGUUUAAAGUUUACUUUACAUUGUAAUGCACUUCUGAGUUUUUCAGGGGAGCAGAUCCUUUUUUGCUGAUACUUUGCAGUUAGCAUGUGAAUACUAAACUUUUAACAUGUUUACAGACCCUCAUUGCAUUCAUAGAACACUACUACUAUUCAUGUUAAUGGCUUCCACAAAAUUACUUUAUUCUGUUUAUGCACAUUUUUUUUUUCUAUUCAGGUAGCUUAAUAACCUUCUGAUGUUUUUUUCUCUUCUGUACAGCAUAGGAGAAAGAAUAUAUAUAAAUAUUAUUUAAACAUUUUUAUAAACGCAGUUUGGUUUCAUUUUUAAUAACCCACUGAAAUGCAGAAUUAAAAGUAAUACACACAAGCAUAUUUAAGUUUGCAUGUCAUCAUGUUUGGUGUGUGCUCUUAAGUUAGGGUACUAGCAUAAGCUGUGCUUUCCUCAUAUUCCAUUUAAGCUCAUUCAAUGUGCUGUGUGUGUAUUAGUUAGCCUUUUCAAUAUGUGCCAUUUCUGACAUAAUAAAAUACUGAUCAGUAAAACUA
Molecule: messenger RNA, 3915 nt
Organism: Protopterus annectens (West African lungfish)
Lineage: Eukaryota; Metazoa; Chordata; Ceratodontiformes; Protopteridae
Gene: FBXO30
Product: F-box protein 30
Exons: 3
Coding region: 266-2608 (780 amino acids)
Molecular function (GO): zinc ion binding; protein binding; ubiquitin protein ligase activity
Source: RefSeq, a predicted model, not a curated record